Messenger RNA from Athene cunicularia (burrowing owl), 507 nucleotides. RefSeq names its product golgi transport 1A (gene GOLT1A). NCBI's taxonomy places the organism in Eukaryota, Metazoa, Chordata, Aves, Strigiformes, Strigidae. Gene Ontology annotation, cellular component: membrane; endoplasmic reticulum. Gene Ontology annotation, biological process: retrograde transport, endosome to Golgi; endoplasmic reticulum to Golgi vesicle-mediated transport. The coding region runs from base 1 to 399 and encodes 132 amino acids. The record is from RefSeq and is a predicted model, not a curated record. The transcript has 5 exons.
AUGGUGUCUCUGACCGACUUCCAGCGGAUCGGUGUGGGACUGGUCGGCUUUGGCCUCUUCUUCAUCCUUUUUGGGAUGCUCUUGUACUUUGACUCAGUGCUUCUGGCCUUCGGUAAUAUCCUCUUCCUCUCCGGCUUGGUCUUCAUCAUCGGCUUCAGGAGGACCUUCACCUUCUUCUUCCAGCGGCCAAAGCUGAAGGGCACCAGCUUCUUCAUGGGAGGGGUCCUUAUUGUCCUCAUGCGGUGGCCACUCCUGGGCAUGCUGCUGGAGGCUUAUGGCUUCUUCACCCUCUUCAGGAGUUUUUUCCCAGUGGCUUUUGGGUUUUUGGGCUCGCUGACAAACAUCCCUGUGCUGAGCAAGCUCUUGCAGAAGAUGGGAGAGAGCAGCUCCAUGGUGUGACCUGAGAGACGGGCCACGUCACCAGAGAUGGGACAGCACAAAUGAGUCCCAGGCCCGGCUCUCCCGUGGCAGGCUGCCACCUCUCUCAGCCCCAGGACCCCCAGUGCC